Molecule: messenger RNA, 6590 nt
Organism: Hirundo rustica (Barn swallow)
Lineage: Eukaryota; Metazoa; Chordata; Aves; Passeriformes; Hirundinidae
Gene: ADAT1
Product: adenosine deaminase tRNA specific 1
Exons: 10
Coding region: 159-1664 (501 amino acids)
Biological process (GO): RNA processing
Molecular function (GO): adenosine deaminase activity; RNA binding
Source: RefSeq, a predicted model, not a curated record
GGGGCGUACAGAGACUGAGCUCGGGGCGGCGGGAGGUGCGCCCGAGCGGCGGCAGCGCCCUCGGAGCGUGGGCUGCCUCUGGUCUCCGCAAGGGGAGAGGCCUCGAAAGGAGGCAGGUGGUGGCAGGCGCCUCAGAACCUGCACUUGAAUCAAGAGCCAUGUGGUCAGCUGAUGAAAUUGCUGGGCUAUGUUACCUGCAUUAUAGGACCAGACUUCCUAAGCAGGGGAAACCAGAUCCAAACAGGGAAUGGACCUCCCUAGCAGCUGUUGUCAAAGUGGAGUCUGCAACCCAAAGAGAGGCUUUUGAUAGUCCAGGAAACUUGCAGGUAACUAAGGAAGUUGUUGCUAUGGGAACUGGAACAAAAUGUAUUGGCCAAAACAAAAUGCGAAAAAACGGAGACAUUCUGAAUGACAGCCAUGCUGAAAUUGUGGCCAAGAGGAGCUUCCAGAGGUAUCUUCUCCAUCAGCUGUGGCUUGCAGCUUCCCAUCAGCAAUGUAUCUUUAGUCCAGGAACUGAAACCGGGAAAUGGAAACUCAAACCAAAUAUCAUAUUUAUUUUCUUCUCCAGUCAUACCCCAUGUGGAGAUGCUUCUAUUUUUCCAAUCAGUGAACCAGAGAACCAGCUUUCUAAGCCAAUGACUGGAGGUCAUGCAGCUGGACAAUCAGCAGAAUGUAGAAGUAACCAUAAUCACUUGUGUCCUGAAGAUAAAAGGAAGUCAGAGAAGAUGACAAGUAAUCACGUAAUCAAGAGAAUGAAAACUGAUGAUGGUAGUUGUUUUUCCAUAAUUCCGGAAGACCUGGAUGUUCAACAUGAACCUAUGAAACGAGACAACACCACAAAUCAAAAGAGCUGUGAAUGUUCUGCAGGGAUGCAAACAGCUGUUAAGGAGACUGGCUUAGUGGAACCAAAGGUAGUAGAUGUUCACAGAACUGGAGCAAAAUGUGUACCUGGAGAGCUGGAUGAUGCCCGAAUACCUGGGCUGGGGUACCACUCUGUGGGAUUAUUACGAGUGAAGCCAGGUCGAGGAGACAGAACAUGCUCUAUGUCCUGCAGUGAUAAACUGGCUCGCUGGAAUGUGUUAGGGUGUCAAGGAGCUCUUCUGAUGCAUUUUCUGCAGUAUCCAGUGUAUCUGUCAGCAGUUGUAGUGGGGAAGUGUCCAUAUAGCCAAGAAGCUAUGCGGAGAGCAGUUAUUGAAAGGUGUCAGCACGUGUCAUCUUUACCAAAUGGUUUUCUCACUCAGGAGGUUAAGCUGCUGCAAUCAGAUCUUCAAUUUGAACAUAGCCGUCAGGCAAUUCAGGAAGUUCAAACUAACAGCAAAACAAAACUUGUUCCUUGCAGCGCAGCUAUCAGUUGGAGUGCAGUCCCUGAGCAACCUCUGGAUGUCACCUCAGACGGCUUCCGCCAGGGAACAACAAAGAAGGGGAUUGGGAGCCAUCAGAGCAGAUCCAAAAUCUGUAAAGUGGAACUCUUCCAUAGAUUCCAAAAGCUGGUGACAAGUAUUUCACAAGAGGAUCUACCAGACACUCUACGGAUGAAGAGUUUAAAAACCUACUGGGACUACAAGGAAGCUGCAUUAAAUUAUCAAGAGGCCUGGAGAGUGCUGCGUAGCCAAGCUCUGCUGGGUUGGGUCAAGAAUGCCAAGGAAUACCUGCACUUCACAUGAGGAUCCAUGUGACUGUGUGAAUCCAGGAAUAAGCUCUGGUCCACAGCAGAUACCUCUGCAGUUCAAGGGCCAGAAAAAGACACUCUCUAGUGUGUGUGCUGUAAAGAGAUAGGAGUGAAAAGGAAAGCAAUUUAGAGAAUGCUUUAUUUUUACUGAGUUGAAGCCCCCUUUUUAAUGAAAUAUAGAAAAGGAUCGCUGUUGACUUAAAAUCUGAGCUGCAUGAAACAAUAUGCCUCCAAAAGAAAGGAAGCAGUGAUGUGCCAUCCUAGUAUUGGAGGAUGUGACCUACUAGCCAUAGUCAUUACAGUGAAAGUAAUGUCAACUGAAAUUGAAGCAGUACUGUGGAAAAUUUUAGUACUGCUUUUUUCUUCCACUUCUCAUAAUGUUGUGGUUGUUUUUCUGUUGUUGGGACAACCCUAAUGUCUAGUAAGUAAUACUUCUGUAACUGAGCUCUUCUUGUCUGGUGCCUGGAAGAAUUUCCUGUGUCCCCCCGCCCCAUUGCUUCUAACUGGAAAAACUAGUUCUGUUAAAGUGCCUUUUUUUUUCUGGGAAUCCUUCAUAUAUGCUGCUGUUUACUAAACAUAGCUACAGAUAUUGCCAGAGCAGAAGCAAAAGCACUGGGGGGAGGAGUCUGUCAAAUAAUACCACUUACGAUAUCCUGUGCGUUUCAAUUUCAGGACUUGGCCAGAUAAUCUUUCAACUGCUUUGCUUCUGUAGGCAGGAAAGAAAACUCCUGAUUUACUUGGUUCAAAUUGGUCAGUCCUGUGUAAUUCCAGGCAAACAUUUACCUGCUUUUAAGGGUUUCAGUCACUGUCCAUCUCCAUGCCCCUCUGUGGGAAAUGGCCAGUUAAAAGCAGAAAUGCCUCAGCCAUUUAUGUCACUGUUCCUUGUGUUCAUUAAUAGCCUAGCAAAGGUGGAGAUGCUUUGGUGAGUAUUCCAACUAGUUCUGGCAUAUCUCUUCUAGUUUCUUGUCAUUAUACUUUAUUACCAACUAACAUCUGCAUGGCAAGACAGUCAACAUUGUGAGCAGUUGUGGGGGAAGAAGCGUGCAAUCCUCCUUAAACCUGUCCCAGUUAUUGCCUUUCAUGAGCAUUUUCAAGACUGUGUAACUGCUACUGAGCACAUUCUCCUUUUGUAUUUUUCUCUUGUAAACCACAAUUCAUAAAAUAUUUGGACAAGGCAAGAGCAAGAUCAAAGAAGUGGAUAAUUUAGAACUUAAAUUUUUUUUAGUGAUUUGAAUUUUUUUGUUGUUGUUGUUCUUUGGUAUCCUAUAGUUUUGGAUUUGAAAAAUGGGCACAGCAGUUCUCUAAACAACCUUUGCUGUCAACCUGCUGAGCUACAUACAUAUGGGACCAAACAGUAUACAUCACAUUAGGGUCUGAGAGUUGAUAGCAGCAGCAAAUCUUUUUUACUUCACACUUAGGUUGACAUUUCAAGUAAGAAUUGUUCUCUUGUUGAAGAAAUAACAACUUGAAUUCUGUGUGCAUAUGCCCAUUCUCUCAAAUCCUGCACUAACAUGCAGAAAUACCAGUUGUACUGGUGAGGGGGAAGUAAUUUUAUGUGUUUGUAGCAGGCAAGGGAUUAUGGAGAUUAGGGACUUGGAGUAGACAUCAGAGGAUAAAAAAUGGCCAGAUGCCAUUGCACAUGGGCUACAGGGUGAACUGCUGAAGAUAAACGGGAGCUAUUCCUGUAAUUGAGCAAGUAGCAUUCCAAGGGCAGAGUUCUGAGGUGUACCUAAAGAGCUGUCAGUAGAUUUCCAGGUUCCUGAAAUUUACCUUUGUUCUUCGCUGAAAUCUUGCAGCAACUAUUAACUUACCAUACCUAGUUUCCCAUAGUUAAUCAACAAUGUCAGCAGUGAACCUGCUGACCAGACUGGAAUGUUCCCAUUUCUUAUCCAGCUGCAAUAUUAAAAUGGGUUACGGAAGACUAGUUCUGUAUUCUUGCAUCAGUUUUCAGAUAAGCAGUUACAUGGUUUAAAUUCUUUUAACUCUUUUCUAAAAUUUGAGCCUGGCUGUUAGGAUUGUUCCUUGUAAGAUUUUUUUGUGCGUUUCUAAAAUACUUGUGAACUGUAGACUGCUGCUUUUCUGUUACUUGUUAGGUUUAAAAGUAGUUUUUGAAGUGCUGAAGGCGGAUGGUAACCUCACUUUUUGGAUGGAGUUGAGGACAUAUUUAAGCCUAGAGCAAGGCAGUGAAUAUGCGAAGAGAGGGAAGGAGCUGAAACUGAACAGCAUUGAAAAGGCUGAGCGGCUAAGCCUGCAGGAUCUCAUCCUCAACUGGAUGGCAUAUCUGUGAUGGAAAAUCAGUAUCUAAAUCAUGCAAUCUGUUUCAUUCCAAAAUGUCAGGAAAUGCUGUUGGCAGUACCAUGAAACUCCUCUGAAAAUUAGAAGGGAAAAAUGCAGAGAUAGCCAAGAACAGUCUCUGCUUUUGCAAAAGGUAGCAAACUAAACUUAGAUCAUUGUUAGCAGAUCUUUCAGAAGAAUUGCUCCUGGAAACUAACCGUUGACGUGUUCCAAGCCUGUAUCACUCCUUUGUGCUGGGAUAGCUGACACCCCAAAAAACAAAGCUAGGUAAGGCACAGGGAGGACAGUAGAAUGCAGAGACUGCCAUGGGAGAGCAGAGUUAGCAGGGAGGGAAGUAGCAAGAAUGAAGUGCCCACAGUGCAUGGUUAAUGAGGACAAGCAAACAGUUGGCAGUGAGAGCCUCAGAACAUAGGAGAGCACUAAGAUUCCCACCGUAUGUGUAAAAUGAGCAAAUCUGUAUUACCCAGAUAGGUCCUUGCCUGUCCCAAACUUGUUUGGGGGGCAAUGGAUCCCAAUUGCCAGGACAAAGAAACUGUAGUCAUUGAAUGGGAUGUCUUUAACAGCCGUCACUAUUAGAGACAUCAUUCUGUUUUCAGCCACAGUAAGAAGGCAGGACAGAGAUUGCCUGCUUAUCUUUAAGGAAGUCAAAACCAGAGCAUAGAAACAAGUAGGGAGGAGUAAUCAAUCUGUUUGACCUUGAGGCUGCAGUUCCAUGAGACCAGAUGCUAGCAUUCCACUGGCUUUGAGAAAACAAGGUUUUGAGCUUCACAGUGGGCUUCCACUGCUCACCUUAACACAGGCUGGAAGGCUUACUGAUCCCAAUACAUUCUGAGUAAACUGAAGAGUAUUUAAAUUACUGUAUUUGUAGAAAAACAAACCAUGAGUCCAAAACAAGAUGCAGCCUUUCACUAGGAGUUAAAAGACGACUGCAAGAAAUUAAGCACUACAGGAAGAGCUAUGGUUGUGCUGCUCAGGGCAAGAGAAUUCUGUUAGGAGGAAAGAAAGGUGGUGGUGUUCUUUCAGACUAUCUGAGAAUGUCAUAAGAGGGCUGCAAAAAUGAUAGGUGCAUAAUAUAUACAAUUAACAUAAAUGCAUGUAGAAGCAAGAUAAUUUUUGAGGAAAGACCAUCUAAACUGUCUAAAUUUGGCCUGAACACUAAAUAUUUACUGAAUGUUAAGUUCAUCCAGUACUGGUUUAGUUAUGUUGGAGAUGACAUGAGGUGUUGCUGUAGGAAUAGUGAGGUACUUCUUCAUUUUUUAUUCAGUGCUAAACUGAAGGGUUAACAGAAAAUGAAGAUCAUACAGGAUCAAAUGCUUUAUAUAAUUUGACAAGAGCGUACUAUCUAAAGCGAUGCAUUUCACCUAUGCAUUUGAAAAGGAAAAGGAAACAUCUUGACGUUUUGUUGCCAUUUUAAGUGUAAAUGCAGAUGAAAAGUAAAGUUACUGCUGUAGAAUAUUUAUCCCUACAUUUUCUGCAACUACUUUCAUUUCUGGGCUCCUAAAUCUAAACUAAAAAAUACAGAGAUGUUAAAGAGAGCCACUGUGUGGUGGUUUUAGGAGCUUAUGAAGGGUAAUCCAAAAGUUAUCUCAAUCAUAACAUCUUCCCUUAGUUUUAGAUACGUCUAUUUGCUACCAUGUAAUUAACUUUAUCUAGCAUUUUUAAGUGUUUCUUACUCCUCUGUUAAUCGUUCAGAACAAAUACUACUUGAUAACUGUCGAAAAAGUUUCAGCAUAAAGGAACAGAACAUUUUCCAGUAAUAAAAAGUAACUUAAAAAAAUGAAGCCACUUUUCUUCAUUCUGAAUCAAAAAUUCUGUUAAGAGUAAACAUUAAUGCGUGAAAAGGGAGUUAGAAGUAAUUCAGGAUGGAAGGACUAACAGUGUUUCCUAAAGUGGUUUACAGUGCAGUGCUAUUCUGAAUAAUGAAAGGCUUACUGAGAUCAACAGCACAUUUUCAGAUGCAGUAGGCACAUGCAUCCCAGUUACUGGGACAAGCCUCAGUAAUAGUGUGAACAUUUCACAGACUGACAAUACUUGUGAAUGACUGCAGAGCUAAAUAAUUCUAGGCAUAAUGGAUCUUCAUGGGGAUUUGAGUUAGUAUGAAUUUGAUUUAAAUUUGGAAAGUAGUAAAUUUCCACUUAACUGGAAGCAUUUUAAAAACUAGAUUCUUAGGCAUCACAUAGUGCGUAAAUGAAUUAAAACUUUUACUAGGAAUCUAAACUGUAUUUAGUGUUUCCUUGCUGGCUUAGGAAGGUCAAAGUGAUGCUACUUCUUCAACCCACUGUUACCCUUUAAUAUCAGUGUGAACUCCAGCACUGUGCAAUUAGGUCAAUUAGCUGUUUUCUCCACCCUCUCCCACACAAUCCAAGGGCACCUGUAAAUAGAAGUUAUCUGUGAGAUAAUGGUAGCUCUGAAGCUAUUGGUUUUGAAACCUACAAAGAGCUCCUUGUUUCUUCCUGGUAUCAUCAGGCACACACACUAAAGUUCGAGAAGCUGUACAAUGUCUAGUAAGUAAAAGAAGCAUCUGUGUAGCAUCUAGUAAGUGUGAUGAGUAACUUUCUGGCCAAAAUGAAAGUAAGGAAAUGACAGCAGUGCCUGUUUGUGAUAGGAAUGUUUAUUGUACUUGUUU